Radiomyces spectabilis is the source of this 543-nucleotide messenger RNA. RefSeq lists its product as uncharacterized. Gene Ontology annotation, biological process: regulation of transcription by RNA polymerase II. The transcript is spliced from 2 exons. The record is from RefSeq and is a predicted model, not a curated record. Bases 1 to 543 code for a protein of 180 amino acids. Gene Ontology annotation, molecular function: DNA-binding transcription factor activity, RNA polymerase II-specific; RNA polymerase II cis-regulatory region sequence-specific DNA binding. Lineage: Eukaryota; Fungi; Mucoromycota; Mucoromycetes; Mucorales; Radiomycetaceae.
AUGACUUCCCCUUCCGAACUUGAUACCACCGGUUACCGUGAACGGUCCAAUUCGUCUUUUUCCAAAUCUUCGUCCAACAGUAGCAGCCGCCACAGUUCUUUGUCUGAACCCCACGGUCUUGGUUCCCCCUCUGUCCAUGGUUCCAUCGAUGCUGGUCAAGGAAACAAGCCUGCCAAACAGACGCGAUCACGCGGUCGACGGGUGUCGAGCAAUCCCAGUGCGGCCGGCCAGAAAAUGUUCACAUGCAAGCAUGAUGAUUGCGGCAAAGUGUUCAAGCGAUCCGAACAUCUCAAGCGACAUAUCCGAUCCAUUCACACUUUGGAAAAACCUUUUGAAUGUCCCUAUCAAUCGUGUUCCAAGCGAUUCUCGAGAUCCGAUAACUUGAACCAGCACAUCCGUAUUCAUCGUCACACAAGCAAGGACAAAACGAGUCCCACCGCUGCUUCCACCGGUGCGGCCAAUGGUUUGAAUCCUACUUCUGUGACGGCUUCCAAUGGUCAACAUCGAGCCUCGUUCAGUGAUUACAUGUCCACCUACUUGUAG